GAGUGUUUCUUUUUCGCAAAGGCUGUUGGGAUUGUGAAAUAUCUACGGAAGUUGUUUGACACACGCGGUGCAGUGUGGGACGGCGGAGGAUUGUGAGGACUCAACCGAUCGGAUCGAGAGAGAUGGACGUAUUUCUUAUGAUCCGGCGUCUCAAGACGACUAUCUUUACGGAUGCCAAGGAGUCGACCACUGUCUAUGAGUUGAAACGCAUUGUGGAGGGCAUCCUUAAGAGGGCGCCAGACGAGCAGAGGCUUUACAAGGAUGACCAGUUGCUUGAGGACAGUAAGACGCUUGGAGACUGUGGCUUCACCAGCCAGACGGCCCGGCCCCAGGCCCCGGCCACCGUGGGACUGGCCUUCCGCAUUAACGAGGACGCAUUCGAGCAGCUGCGUGUGGAGCCCUUCUCCAGCCCUCCGGAGCUCCCCGACGUCAUGAAGCCCCAGGACUCCGGCAGCACAGCUAACGAGCAGGCUGUGCAGUGAGCAGGCAGGGGUGGGGUGGGGUGGGGUCGGGUGGGGUGGGAAAGAGUUCUGGGUAAGGGAAAGUGGCUGUUCGAUAGUUGAUAGAGGAGGGUUCCUGGGGGGGUGGGAACAUGCACGGGGAUGUGAACCCCUGUGAUUAUUUUCCUCCUAAUCACUCCCUCUUGGCCCACAUGCUGUCCCAUAAUUGGACCCCUCUCCUGACAGGGGGGACAGGUUCACACUCGGACAUAUUUCUGAUCAGAACUUUGGCCUUGCUGCCUGCAGGCAUGUGGGGUACGGGUAUACAACACAAAACCUUAUGUUUUAUUUAUGCUCAUUUCAGGGGACGGGACGUAAUGCAUUGUGCUUAUCUAGGCCAUGGUGUGUAAAAAUGUACCUAUUCCCCUAUCACAGAUUGCAGUUGCGUUACUGUGUGUUACAUAGUGAUUAUUAAUAUUAAUAUUAUUUGGGAUUGUAAGGAUUUUAUGGGGAAGAGAGACAGGGGAGAGGAAGGGGCUGCAGGGUUUGGCUAGGCUAGGGUCAGUGAAGUGGAAACUGAAAAUAAACUCUCUGGAUGCUACAACCUCAAGUGUGCAGUGGAGCGUAGAAACUGACACCAGAACCCAGACAUUGAAGUGUAAAACAAAAACAUUUUUCUCUUUUUAAAACAAAAUUUCCUAAUUUCCUCGCCUUGGUUUCCCGCCCUGGUCCUGGAGUUCUGCUUGAAUUUGGCUCUCAGUUGAAAUCUCAGUGAUCUUAGCAUUUCUUUUCUUACUUUUUAAAAAUGGGAGUUUUAAGUAUUUUGCCUUACAGAUGACCUUACAUGAGUCCAUAUUAAACUGGACAGUGUUUUGCGUGAUAACCAAAGGCAGAGUUUAGGCAGAACUUGUGUUCCAUGUACAAGACGAGACUUGAUGACCUUAUGCAACUUGCUCAGUUUGUUGAACUCCCAGCUCCCAGGUUGGGAGACUGCUUGGCGUCCCUGCUGCAUGUUUGACGCUGACUGACGUGGACCCGCCUCUAAUCACACUGAACCGUGGCCUUCGGGACACUCCCCUCUGUACUCAUGGUAGAAAUGCCAUGUGGUAAAUCUCGUUCCAAAAAAACAAAACAAAUGAUACAUGUAACUAUCUUAAGUUGAAUAAAGAUGGCCUUUUGUUUUUCA
Conger conger (European conger) is the source of this 1626-nucleotide messenger RNA. RefSeq names its product elongin-B-like. Gene Ontology annotation, molecular function: protein binding. The coding region runs from base 123 to 482 and encodes 119 amino acids. The transcript has 4 exons. NCBI's taxonomy places the organism in Eukaryota, Metazoa, Chordata, Actinopteri, Anguilliformes, Congridae. Gene Ontology annotation, cellular component: VCB complex; elongin complex. The record is from RefSeq and is a predicted model, not a curated record. Gene Ontology annotation, biological process: transcription elongation by RNA polymerase II.